This is a messenger RNA of Pan troglodytes (chimpanzee), 3320 nucleotides long. RefSeq names its product WD repeat domain 74 (gene WDR74). Bases 2122 to 3279 code for a protein of 385 amino acids. The transcript has 11 exons. NCBI's taxonomy places the organism in Eukaryota, Metazoa, Chordata, Mammalia, Primates, Hominidae. The record is from RefSeq and is a predicted model, not a curated record. Gene Ontology annotation, cellular component: nucleolus; preribosome, large subunit precursor. Gene Ontology annotation, molecular function: protein binding. Gene Ontology annotation, biological process: ribosomal large subunit biogenesis.
AUCGCUUCUCGGCCUUUUGGCUAAGAUCAAGUGUAGUAUCUGUUCUUAUCAGUUUAAUAUCUGAUACGUCCUCUAUCCGAGGACAAUAUAUUAAAUGGAUUUUUGGAGUUAGGAGAUGGAAUAGGAGCUUGCUCCGUCCACUCCACGCAUCGACCUGGUAUUGCAGUACUUCCAGGAACGGUGCAUCCUUCCUUCGGGGAGGAAACUAAUUGUUGUUUAAUGAAAGAUUUUGGUCUGCCGGGGUUAGAGGCUACUGGCUGUAUUGUAGUCUUCGAAUUAAAUCAUGUAUUUCUGUCGGUAGACUGUUGAAUGAGGCGUGUUUGAAUGUCUUAUUGACGGAGUGAUUUAUUGAGAGAAAAUUUUGUUUUACAACUGAGCGUUAGAGUGUAAUAUGUUCAUGUGGUCUACAGCAACUUUCAUACAUCAGUCUCCGGGGUAGUUGGAAUUACGGAAGCGCUUGCCACCACCCCCGGCUAAUGUUUUCUGUUUUUAUUUUUUAUUUAUUUUUUUUGAGACGUCGUCUUGCUCUGUCGCCCAGGCAACAGUGCAAUGGCAUGAUCUCAGCUCACUGCAAUCUCUGCCUCCCGGGUUCAUGCGAUUCUCCUGCAUCAGCCUCCCGAGUAGCUGGGACUACAGGCGCCCGCCACCACGCCCAGCUAAUUUUUAUACUUUUAAUAGAGACGGGGUUUCACCAUGUUGGCCAGGGUGGUCUCCAUCUCCUGACCUUGUGAUCCGCCCGCUUCAGCCUCCCAAAGUGCUGGGAAUACAGGCGUGAGCCACCGCGCCCGGCGUGGUUUCGCGUUUGAUGUGUUAAACCUAGGUCGCGCUCGGGGUUUCACGCGUGAAAUCCUAGCACUUCGGGAGGUUGGGGCGGGCGGAUUGGGUAAUUCCAGCCUGACUAACGGUGUGAAAAAUCCCGUCUUCACUAAAAAACCAAAAGAAAAGUGAAUCAGGCCUGGUGGCGGGCGCUCUAGCCUGAGAGACAGAGCAAGAUUCCAUCUCAAAAAAUAAAGCUUCGCGUUAGAUAAAGGGUUUACUUGUAAACUGGUAAUUUGUUGCUUUUCUGUGUUAAUCUCUAGGUAAAGUAGCGACUUCCUUCUCCUAUUUACGCAUGCGCUAUUACUGUAUUUCUACCGAGCGAUGACUUUCUCUGCGUUUCUCAUGUAGCAUAGCACAGAGUACUUUUAGGUUUUUUUUUUUUUUUUUUUUUUUUGAGACGGAGUCUCUGACGCCCAGGCUGGAGUGCAGUGGCGCAAUCUCGGCUCACUGCAAGCUCCUCCUCCCGGGUUCACGCCAUUCUCCUGCCUCAGCCUCCGGAGUAGCUGGGACUACAGGCGCCCGCCACCACGCCCGGCUAGUUUUGUUUUUGUAUGUUUAGUAGAGACGGGGUUUCACCGUGUUAGCCAAGAUGGUCUCGAUCUCCUGACCUCAUGAUCCGCCCGCCUCGGCCUCCCAAAGUGCUGGGAUUACAGGCGUGAGCCACCGCGCCUCGCUGUCCGCCUCUUGAAGAGUAAACGAGGCCGGGCGCGGUGGUUUAGUAAUACCAGCUGUAAUCCCAGCUACUUGGGAGGCUGAGGCAGAAGAAUCGCUUGAACCCGGGAGGCGGAGGUUGAGGUGAGAGGAGAUCGCGCCAUUGCACUCCAGCCUGGGCAACAAGGGCGAAGUUCUCUCAAAAGAAAAAAAAAAUCGUCGGUUUCCUUUUCCCAUCUUUCUUUCGUGACUUAUAUUCCAGAACGAAGCCCCACACAUCAUUAAUGAUUUGAAUCGUUUCUAAAGUGUUUCUUAAAUCGUUUCUUAAAUCGUUUGUUGUUUCUUGUCUAACAGUCCAGAACACAUAUUACAUAAUGGAGCCGGGAGACAGCCUAGGGCUGGCUUGAUCCGGGCACGCAGUCCAGGAAAGGUGCUUUUCACCCCCAAGUGCAAAAUGAUCAAUGUAUUCUUCCGAUCUACAUAAACAAGCACCUCCUGGUUUCAUUUUCGUAAAGCAAAACAAGCAUGGAAGGUUUACUGUUUCGGCUCUUUAAACUUCCAGCAACUACACUACGCUGCAUCGGACUCGACGCCAGCUGGUGACGCACACGCUGCGCCGGAAGUGCGAACUGUCUGCCUCCAGGCUUUGUCAUGGCGGCUGCUGCUGCACGCUGGAACCAUGUGUGGGUCGGCACCGAGACUGGGAUCUUGAAAGGGGUAAAUCUUCAGCGAAAACAGGCGGCGAACUUCACGGCCGGAGGACAGCCGCGGCGCGAGGAGGCAGUGAGCGCCCUGUGUUGGGGCACCGGCGGCGAGACCCAGAUCCUGGUGGGCUGCGCGGACAGGACGGUGAAGCACUUCAGCACCGAGGAUGGCAUAUUCCAGGGUCAGAGACACUGCCCGGGCGGGGAGGGCACGUUCCGUGGCCUCGCCCAGGCCGACGGCACCCUCAUCACAUGUGUGGAUUCUGGGAUUCUCAGAGUCUGGCAUGACAAGGACAAGGACACAUCCUCCGACCCACUCCUGGAACUGAGAGUGGGCCCUGGGGUGUGUAGGAUGCGCCAAGACCCAGCACACCCCCAUGUGGUUGCCACAGGUGGGAAAGAGAAUGCUUUGAAGAUAUGGGACCUGCAGGGCUCUGAGGAACCUGUGUUCAGGGCCAAGAACGUGCGGAAUGACUGGCUGGACCUGCGGGUUCCCAUCUGGGACCAGGACAUACAGUUUCUCCCAGGAUCACAGAAGCUUGUCACCUGCACAGGGUACCACCAGGUCCGUGUUUAUGAUCCAGCAUCCCCCCAGCGCCGGCCAGUCCUAGAGACCACCUAUGGAGAGUACCCACUAACAGCCAUGACCCUCACUCCGGGAGGCAACUCAGUGAUUGUGGGAAACACUCAUGGGCAGCUGGCAGAAAUUGACCUUCGGCAAGGGUGUCUACUGGGCUGUCUGAAGGGGCUGGCAGGCAGUGUGCGUGGGUUGCAGUGCCACCCUUCAAAGCCUCUACUAGCCUCCUGUGGCUUGGACAGAGUCUUGAGGAUACACAGGAUCCAGAAUCCACGGGGUCUGGAGCAUAAGGUUUAUCUCAAGUCUCAAUUGAACUGCCUCCUCUUGUCAGGCAGGGACAACUGGGAGGAUGAGCCCCAAGAGCCUCAAGAACCCAACAAGGUGCCCCUAGAAGACACAGAGACAGAUGAACUUUGGGCAUCCUUGGAGGCAGCUGCCAAGCGGAAGCUCUCGGGUUUGGAGCAGACCCAAGGAGCUCUCCAAACGAGAUGGAGAAAGAAGAAGCGGCCUGGGUCCACCAGCCCCUGACGCCCCUGUGCCCACUUUGUAAAUAAACUGCUGAACACCCA